AUGGAUAUUAAUUAAGAAGAAUUCUUUUUUGGAAUAAAUAAGUCAUUGUAUUUUAAAACAGAGGAGUAAAAGAAUGAAUUAAAAAAAAUGGAUCCAGAGUACUUAACUAGAACGUAUUUAAUAAUAAAAUGUAAAGUGGAACUGAUUUUGUAUUAUUACCUAAUUCCCCUGAAUUCAUAAAUCACAUUGAACCAUUUGAACCAAUGUAUAUACCAAAGUAAACAAUAUUGGAGGAAAGUUUAAGAAGAGAAAUAGAAAGAAUUUGUUUUGCAGAUACUUUAUUAAAUAAAGUGGUUUUUGAUUGUGCAGAUCCUAGUCCAUUUAAUAAGAUAAAAAAGAUAAGAUAUAUAUAAAUUACAGGAUACAGAUUCUAAUGUUUAUGGUUUAGAAGUUCUACCUUAUUACAUACCUUAAACAAAAGAAGACACAACUUUAGUUUUUGAAAGCAGAUUUGAAUCUGAAAAGAGCAAUAUAAAUGUAUAAAUAAUAAUAGUAUAAUAGAUGUGAUUAUGAAUAUAAUUUGAUUUUGAAACCAGAUUAUUAUACUACAAUGAAUACUUAAUGGUUUUAUUUCUCAUUAUCAAAUACAAGAAAAAAUGUUGAAUAUCGAUUUAAUAUAAUAAAUAUGAUGAAACCUGAUUCACUAUAUAAUUCUGGAAUGAAACCAUUAAUGUAUUCUGAUUUGGGAGCAAAAUAUAAAAGUAAAAAUAUAAAUUAUAUAUAGAAAUUGGAUGGUUUAGAGAUGGACAUGAAAUUUGUUAUUAUUAAAACAAUAUGAAAAGAAAGAAUGGUGGAUUUUAUAACACUUUAACAUUUGCAGUUAAAUUUUAAUAUGAUUUUGAUUGUAUUUAUAUAGCACAUUGUUAUCCUUAUACAUACACACAUUUAUGUAGAUAUCUUAAAUAAUUGAAAUGUGAUCCAGGAAAGAAAAAUAGAGUCAAAAGAAAAUAGUUAUGUUAAACAAUAGCUGGAAAUACAUGUGAUUUUUUAAUUAUUGGUGAUUUUAAUAAUGGAAAAGAGAAAAAGGGAAUUGUAAUAACAUCUAGAGUUCAUCCAGGUGAAACUAUGGCUAGUUAUGUAAUGGAAUAUAUGAUAGAUUUUUUAACUGGAAAUACACUUGAAGCUAGAAUUCUAAGAGAGAAUUUUAUAUUUAAAAUAGUUCCUAUGCUUAAUAUAGAUGGAGUAGUAAAUGGAAAUUAUAGAUGUAAUUUAGCAAGUGUUGAUUUAAAUAGAUAAUGGAUAAAAAACAACAUCCUACUAUUUAUCAUACUAAAUAAUUAGUUAAAAAAACAAAAGAAGAAAGAGAUUUAGUAUUAUUUUGUGAUAUUCAUGGUCAUUCAAGAAAAAAGAAUAUAUUUAUGUAUGGCUGUUAAGGAAAAGAUCCAAAUAGAAAAGAAUUAGUAUUUCCUAUGCUUAAUAGAAAUAAUUAUAGUGUUUUCUCUUUUAAAGAUUGUUGUUUCUUACUUUAAAAAAGAUAGAGGAGGUUCUGCAAGAGUAAUAAUAUUAUUAUUAAAUAUAACAAGAUUGCUUUAUGGAGAGAGCUUUCAAUAAUUAAUUGUUUUACAUUAGAAAUGUCAUUUUGUGGAGCUGAUUUUGGUAAAUAUGAAUAUUUUCAUUUUAAUUUGGAUAUCUAUAAAAAAUUGCUUAAUCUUUUUGUUUAUCAAUAAUAGAUUGUUAUGAACCAGAAUAAAUAAAAGUUAAAUAAGUAAUGGAAGAAAUAGAAUAGAAUAGUUUAAAGAAUUAAUAAAAAGAUGAUAAAAAUAAUUCAGGAGAUGAAGGAUCAGAUUAUUCUAAUGAUGAUCCAAAAGAAUAAGUAAUAACAUAAUAAGUUUAACUUUAAUCUAAUGAUUAAUGUAAAAAGAAUUAAUAAAUAUAUAGAAUUAGGUUCAUAAACUAAAAAGCUUAAGAAAAUACCACUUCUACCACCUAAGAGAAAAAAAGGUUAAUGAAUAUAUAUUAGAAUAAUUAACUGAUUAUUUAAAUUAAAUUUUUAUGAAUAAUCCAGCUUGGGGAACAAUUUUGGGUUAACCUUUUGGUGUAGCUGCUUAUUCUAAUAUUGGUUUUGUAUUUGAUAGAAAUAAAAUUCAUGAAUAUUAGAGUUAUUGGCCUAAAGAGGAAACUGGAUUAGCAAGAGAUGUUUAUAUUGGAUUUAAGUAAAUCUGAAAUCUUAAAAAAAAGAUAUCAAUGUGUAGAAUAUGCUAGAAGAUUUCUUACUUUAUAUUUUAAAGCUGCCUUUUAAGAUGUUCCACAUGCUCAUCAUAUUUGGGAUUUAGAAACUAUUGAAGAUUGUACAAAAGAAGAAGGAACAUUUCCAUUCAUUAAUUAUCCUAAUGGCUCUAAAGAGUUUUUUAUUUAUAAUAAUUUAGACCACCUAAACUUGGUGAUCUCAUUAUAUAUCCUUAUUCAAAUGAAUAAAGAUUUGGACAUGUUGCAGUUGUCAUUAAUGUUAAUUUAGAAGAAUAAUAUAUAGAUUUAGCUGAAUAAAACUAUGAAGUAAAUGGAUGGGAAUGUCCUUAAUAUUCAAGAAGAUUAAUUAUCAAAAUUGAAAAUGGAUAAUAUUUUCUUACUAAUUAAAGAAUUGGGUAACAAUUUUCAUUUUAUUCUUUAGAAAACCUUAUGAUAAUUGGGACAUUAAAGAAUAAAUUUUUGGAUGGAAAAGAAUUGAUUUUAAUCCAAAAUUAUGA
Messenger RNA from Paramecium sonneborni, 2684 nucleotides. NCBI's taxonomy places the organism in Eukaryota, Ciliophora, Oligohymenophorea, Peniculida, Parameciidae. The record is from the annotation of a GenBank genome assembly.